Molecule: messenger RNA, 1515 nt
Organism: Phytophthora sojae
Lineage: Eukaryota; Oomycota; Peronosporomycetes; Peronosporales; Peronosporaceae
Exons: 2
Coding region: 1-1515 (504 amino acids)
Source: RefSeq, a predicted model, not a curated record
AUGAGUCAUUUCCAGCUCCGAGUCGUUCAAAUUGUACUGCGUCACCAGACGAGCGCCGACAUCCAGCAUCUCGGUCCUCUACUCUCCAGCUUCCUUGGGCCGUCUCCAUUCUUGUCACUUCCCAACGCUUGCGAAUUCGGAUCCACUGCGCUGCUCGAGUGGAUCUGGGAGUCCAGUUGUAUCUCCGUUGAGAACCGCUCUGCCGGAUGGUCUGUCCACAAUUAUCUUCGAUCCGACCCGCACUACAUCCGAUCGGCCUUCAUGAUGUCGACGAUUGUUGUGGCAAAAUGUGGAGACCUUAAGCUGAUGGACUGGCUGUUAGCUCCUUUCUCAGGGUGUGAAGUACCUGUUGAGGCUGUGGAAGCGUCAGCUAGUCUGGGAGACUGGAGCAUCUUGAAGUAUCUGCGAGAUCAUGAUGCUGGCAAUCGACCACCUGGCCAAGAAGAAGAACUAUCGACGCGAGCUGGCAACGUUGUCCGUUGGAAUACGCCAAAAGUUUUGGCACAUGCAAUUGAACAAGGAUUCCCCAACGACGCCCUCUGGCUACUAGACUUUGAACCGCUUCGACAACAUCAACGCGCGGUGCGAAAUUCAAUCCCAAAGCUUCUACAGCUGGAUAUGGUGGAGUUUGCAGAAUCGCUGCUACCCGAUGGCAAAUACUUUUUGAGCUCUCAAGAGUAUGCUCUUCUGUGCACAGAUAUUCCUCGCACGGUGGAGAGAAUGUUGGAUACCGGAUAUCUCAAUCAACACGAGAAAGUUGGGGCGGCAGCAAUACUCGAUUUGGUUGACACGGAGCGCUUGGAUUUAAUGCAACGAGUCGCAAGUACCAAAUACUCUCCUCUUCAGCACUCAAAACGCUGGAAAGAUGUUUGGAAAGACGCAGUCAUGCGAGCGUGCUCACGCAGCAACGUUGAGAUUGUGAGGUGGUUGAUUAGCCAUCCCAUCGGCCAAGAAGCAUGUAAAAGUUUGAAAGAAGAGAAUAAUCUCUCGUGUUUGUUGCAAAACGCUGCUGAACGAGGGGAUAUCGCGAUGAUGCGGUGUCUCGAAGGACUCGGUGCCUUCGACAAGUACCGCGACGCCUUGCUGCUUGCUGUAAGUAAGGACGACCGUGUCUCCGCCAAGUGGCUGCUGGGACACCUCCCGCAAUCCGAGCACAUUCCCGACUAUUGCGUGUUGCACGAAGCAGCGGUAAAUGGUCACUUGGGGAUGAUUCAGUUUCUACACGGAUGCACAGUCUUCGGCCUUGAGAGCGCAUUAAACCAUAGCGAGCUGCGAGUUGCUAGUUGGCUGAACUCGCAUUACCCCCUAUUGACGCCGACGCGAGUAUGUGUUGCUGACGAUGUAUUUGAGGUGAUCCUCUUCCUGAAGUUUUAUUUUCCAAGCAUGGUCACUCGCAGCUUCAUUCGAUACCAGUUCCAAGGAGAACCGAAUGAGGAUUACUGCGAGGAAUGGUUUGAAGAAACCCAGUCAAGGACACCAAAUCUCAUGGGAAUUGUGGGAAAUGACGCCGAAUAG